Linum tenue is the source of this 893-nucleotide messenger RNA. NCBI's taxonomy places the organism in Eukaryota, Viridiplantae, Streptophyta, Magnoliopsida, Malpighiales, Linaceae. The record is from the annotation of a GenBank genome assembly.
CUUUCUGCUGGCUGUCGCCGGUAAUUUCCAGUUUCCGGAGAUUGGAUCGCUCCAUCUCAUUCGGUGUUACCCACCAGGUGUUUGUUGUUUUGCUUGUGUGAGUUCGUAUUGUUCUUCCUUCCUUCGCUACUAAAUGAAUGAAUCGGCCUGGGAUGGAACUUUGUCCGCGAGCGAGUUCUCAGCAUCUGCUCAAGCUUUUGCUGAGAAAUGGAAGCUCAAUAACCCAGCUUACCCUCCAUGGACAUGGGUCAAAUCCCUCGAAGUUCCCAUCUUUGCUACUAAUCAAGUCGAGGAAGGCUACCUCUCGUUGGAGAACGUUUGCAUCGUGAAGUCGAAUGAUGAUGAAGUUGCGUCUUGUGUGGAAGGCGAAGCAAGCUUAUAUGAUAAAGAGGAUGAGGAAUCAACCGACAGUGCUACACUGAGUGGUAAUGAUAAUGUUCAACCCUACUAUUUUGAUUUCCACAUAAUCUACAGUGCAUCAUUCAGGGUUCCAGUGCUAUAUUUCCGGGCAUAUUGCAGCGAUGAAGCAUAUCCUUCUGCACUCUUGAGUAACCAAGUUUUUCUUGCAGAUGGAAGAAGCUUGGGGUUGAACGAAAUUGAGUCGGUACUUCCAGCCAACUCUGCCAAGGUCUUGCUGGAAUCAAAGUGGACUUUCAUAACUCAAGAGGAGCAUCCGUACCUGAAUAGACCCUGGUGCAAAUUACAUCCUUGCGGGAGCAGUGAUUGGAUGAAAUUGCUAUUCCAGGCUGUCGAGAAAGUGGACAGGCCAGCAAUGGAGCUAUAUCUCGUCUCAUGGUUUUCAGUUGUCGGUCCUGUAAUUGGCCUCGGCAUCCCGAUUCAGAUGCUUAAGGAGCCAUAGUCCCAACAAACAGAUGUAAUUUGGACCAGAAUGU